Molecule: messenger RNA, 1874 nt
Organism: Andrographis paniculata
Lineage: Eukaryota; Viridiplantae; Streptophyta; Magnoliopsida; Lamiales; Acanthaceae
Product: serine carboxypeptidase-like 40
Exons: 9
Coding region: 175-1674 (499 amino acids)
Biological process (GO): proteolysis
Cellular component (GO): vacuole
Molecular function (GO): serine-type carboxypeptidase activity
Source: RefSeq, a predicted model, not a curated record
AAAGUCACUCUCAACACAACAAAUUCACAUUCCAAGAAUAGACAAUUUUCCGGGCCGGGCCGGGCCGGGCGGAAACACCACAAUUUGUGUCGAAAAGUUAAAAAGUAGUAAGAUACUUUGUUAAAAAGCCCUCAAAUUUCCAGCCUGUAAUUUGGUCCCAAUUCAAACAAAGCAAUGAAUAAACCAACAGCAGCCGUAGCUCUUCACUACACUUUACUACUUGUAUUCUUAUCCACAUCACAAACUGCUGCUGCCUACACCCAAUCUGAAGCCCUGUCUCGAAUCUACCAAGCCAAGUUAUCGAAAACCGGCAUCGUCGACACCGCCCGUCUCAGCCUCGAUGAUGAGGAUGCAGCAAGAACACCAGCCCAUGAACAACAGUUGAAGAUUGAGGAUGAAAUCGAGAGGCUGCCGGGGCAGCCGCCUGUCGAGUUCAAGCAGUACGGCGGAUAUGUGACCGUCGACCGCGCCGCGGGCCGAGCUUUUUAUUACUACUUUGUGGAGGCUGAGGUUGAUGAUCACCAUUCUCAGAAGCAGAAGCAGAAGCAGAAGCUCCCUCUUCUUCUAUGGCUCAAUGGAGGACCAGGGUGUUCUUCUCUUGGAUAUGGAGCAAUGCAAGAACUUGGACCCUUUAGAGUUCACAGUGAUGGCAAGACACUCUACAACAACCCUUUUGCUUGGAUCCAUGCUGCAAAUGUGCUGUUUGUGGAGUCUCCCGCCGGCGUUGGGUUCUCAUACUCGAACACUACGGCGGAUUACGACGCAAGUGGCGAUAAAAGAACAGCCAUUGACAACUAUAUGUUCUUGUUGAAUUGGUUCAAAAGAUUUCCCGAAUAUAAAAACUCCGAUUUUUAUAUCUCCGGCGAGAGCUACGCCGGCUAUUACAUACCUGAAUUAGCCCAUGCCAUUCGCCUCGGCAAUUCCAAGCCCCGGAACGCUAAAAUCAAUCUCAAGGGAAUCAUAAUAGGAAAUGGUGUGAUGAACGACGAGACGGAUCAGCGAGGCAUGUAUGAAUAUUUCGGAAGCCAUGCUCUAUCCGCCGACGAGACCAUCGAUACGAUAAUGAAAUAUUGCAACUUCUCGCCGGAUGAAGAGCCGCAGUCGAAUAAAUGCCUAAAUGCCUUAUAUGAGACCUUCAAAAACAUCGAUUCGAUCGAUAUUUACAGCAUUUAUUCUCCUACAUGUUCCAAUUCUAACCUCACGGAUAAGCCUAAAAAGGCUUCGAUUGAGGCAGUAGAUCCUUGCAUGGAGCAUUAUGUGUCUGCAUACCUAAAUAGACUCGACGUACAGAAGGCUCUCCAUGCUAAACUCACCAAAUGGCAAGCAUGCAGUAACUUGGCUCAAAAAUGGCAAGACAGCCCAUCAACAGUCAUCCCUCUGCAUAAAGAGUUUUUAUCUGAUGGGAUCCGAGUUUGGAUAUAUAGUGGAGAUACUGAUGGGAGGAUCCCAGUUACUUCUACAAAGAAAUCCAUUAAAACCAUGAAUCUUGCUACCAAAACCUCCUGGUGUCCAUGGUACCUCGGAAACCAGGUUGGUGGAUACCGACAAGUAUACUCAGGAAACCUUACGUUUGUUACGGUAAGAGGCGCUGGUCAUCAAGUCCCCACUUACCAACCUGCUGCAGCACUUUCUCUUAUUCAACAUUUUCUUGCUGGGACACCUCUCCCAACUUAAUUAAUUAAUUAUUUAUUUAUUUAUUUUAUUUUUAAUAAUAUUGUUUGCUGCUUAAUUACAUUAUAUAUUCACUUAUUCAGUACUGCGCAGAUUUUCUAAAUCUAACACCCAUAAUAUAUUGCAUUUGUAUUAUAUUGAUAUAUACAAUAUGUUUUCACACACGAUAGCACUGUGUAAUGCAAGAAAGCACACCAUAUACU